AUGGGCAGAAGGAAUAUCACUCAUGUAUCUGACUUCAUCCUCAUGGGACUGACAGACUCUGUAGAGAUCCGGCUUAUCCUCUUCACCCUCUUUCUCCUGAUAUACCUGAUCACUGUGCUGGGGAAUGUGGUGAUGAUCCUGGUAAUCUGCCUGGACCCCCAGCUUCACACACCCAUGUACUUUUUCCUCAGUCACCUGUCAUUUCUUGACCUCAGUUACUCAAGUGUCAUCACCCCUAAAACCUUAGACAACUUAUUGACUUCUGUCAAAAAUAUUUCAUACCCGAACUGCUUCACUCAGAUGUAUUGCUUUGUCUUCUUGGGCGCCACCGAGUGUUUCCUUCUCUCCUCGAUGGCCUAUGAUCGCUGUGUAGCCAUUCGCAACCCUCUGCAUUACCCCGUCAUUAUGUCCACCAGGAGAUGCUGCUCUCUUGUCUUUGGAUCUUAUUUGUUUGGCUUUACAGAUUCCACUGUCAAUGUGCUUUGCAUGAACAAAUUGCAUUUCUGUGACUCCAAUGUAAUCUAUCACUUUUUCUGUGAUGUACCCCCAAUUUUAGCGCUGUCCUGCACUGACACACAUGAUAUUGAAAUCACAAUAUCCAUUUUUGCUGGCUCCACCCUCGUGGUGUCUCUUAUCACAAUAGCUGUGUCCUAUGCGUCCAUCCUGUCCACUAUCCUGAAAAUUACUUCCACUUCAGGGAAGCAGAAAGCCUUCUCUACCUGCGCCUCCCAUCUCCUGGGAGUCACCAUCUUCUACAGCACUAUGGUUUUCACUUACUUAAAACCAAGAAAGUCCUACUCCUUGGGAAAGGAUCAAGUGGCUUCUGUUUUUUAUACUAUUGUCAUCCCCAUGCUGAAUCCCCUCAUUUACAGUCUUAGAAACAAAGAAGUAAAAAAUGCUGUCAGUAGGGUCAUUCAGAAAAGAAAGGCUUCCAAGCAAUUAAAAUAA
Messenger RNA from Odocoileus virginianus texanus, 948 nucleotides. The record is from RefSeq and is a predicted model, not a curated record. NCBI's taxonomy places the organism in Eukaryota, Metazoa, Chordata, Mammalia, Artiodactyla, Cervidae.